AUUCAGCAAGUUCCUUUUUAUAUCUUAGGAUCUGUGCAAUCAAUUUGUAAGUACUAUUCCAUCUAAUGUUGAUAUCUCUGGCAAAACUUAUUUCUUUUUUACCCUUAGACUUACAGAACAUCUUCCAGGAUCUCGAAAUAAGACGAGCCCCCCAAAUUUUUUUAAUUCCUUCUUUAAUAUUUGUCAAAACUCCGCCCAGAGCUUGUAUUAUUUGUGAUCCACGAAAGGGAAAGAAAGGUAUUAUUUGUACAUUCCUCAUUAUUUUGCCGGCAUAGUCGGUGGGCUUCUUGCAAAGAAAGGGAAACGUGCCCAGUCUUCGACGAGUUCAAGUGGUACAACAGUAAGCUCGCACAACGAACUUGCUAUGUACCAGGGUGUGCCAUGCGAUUACGAUGACGACGAUGUCGAUUUUGACGUGCUCGGAUGGUGGAAGCGGAACGAACACAUGUUCCCAUGUCUCGGCAUGCUAGCAAGACAAGUGUUGUCCGUCCCAGUAUCAACCGUAGCAGUUGAACGAGAAUUCAGUGCUGGCGGCAACAUUCUAACCGACUACCGAAGUUGUCUUAACGCUGAAUCUCUUGAAACACUGGUUUGCAACCAAGAUUGGCUCUUGGCAAGACGUCGGGCUCAAGAGUCAUCGUACCAACUCGAAUCGGAGCAUUACAUGAAUGCAACCACAGAUGGAAGUCCGAGUUCUGAAGAAUAAGUUAUAAAUUUUUUUUAUGUUAAUGUAAAUAUGUAAUUAAUUUUUUUAGGUGAGCGAUAUAUAAGCUCCUUCGAGGGUUUCUUUACGGUUCUUUAUCUCGUCGCUUUUUUUGAACCGUCAGGAUAUUAAAUUUGGUUGUUCUUC
This is a messenger RNA of Cuscuta campestris, 850 nucleotides long. The record is from the annotation of a GenBank genome assembly. NCBI's taxonomy places the organism in Eukaryota, Viridiplantae, Streptophyta, Magnoliopsida, Solanales, Convolvulaceae.